Messenger RNA from Columba livia (rock pigeon), 2684 nucleotides. It is a transcript of the gene MPHOSPH10, whose product is annotated as M-phase phosphoprotein 10. Gene Ontology annotation, cellular component: Mpp10 complex; sno(s)RNA-containing ribonucleoprotein complex; small-subunit processome. Gene Ontology annotation, biological process: rRNA processing. Lineage: Eukaryota; Metazoa; Chordata; Aves; Columbiformes; Columbidae. The record is from RefSeq and is a predicted model, not a curated record. The transcript has 11 exons. Bases 617 to 2623 code for a protein of 668 amino acids.
GUGUGUGGGUGUAGUGCUUAAUUUGACUUUAUAAAAUGAACUUUAAGGAAACCAUGUGAUAUAAAUUAGCAAAACAGUUGAAGAACACUGGGCAGUGCUCACCGAUUGCGUAGGUGUGUGAAUGUGUGUCUAGUUAGAGUUAGGGAGCUUGGGGACGCCAGGUAAUGUUAGGCGUUUUGCUCACAGAAUCAGCUGGAAAUGUGCCGUUCUAAAAUAGCCUCUACAUCUAGGUCAGAGAGACAAAACUGCAAAGUAAGAUGACUGUAGCUUUACUAUAUUUAGAGCAGGUUUUUCAGUGCUGAACAUCCCAAUCCAGAGCAAUACCUCGCUUUUCCAAGGGGAGGAGGCAGCAGCCAUCAGUGGAUGACUCUGCAGUACCCUGCUUGCGAGCAGGCCCACCUAAAGAUGAAUAGCCGACGCGGUUCCGUGACAAAAGCGCGGGCUGGGAGGCCGGGAUGCUUUUGGAUCGGGGGCCGGGCUGGGCCGGCUCUCGCUCCGCGGGGCGGAACUCCCGUGCGCGGAACCUCGGCGCUGGCCGCAGGAGUCGCCCGGACGGCUGAGCCGGCGGCCUCGAGGAGGCGGUGCUGGGGGCUCCACGCGCCGCAGCCGGGGCAAGAUGGCGGCAGUGAGGGGUCUGGAGACCGGCCUGAGGGUGGCUGGGGCCGCUGCGGCGCGCCCGGAGCGUUUCCUCAGUGUGCAAGAUGGACUGGCUUCUGACUUCAGAGCGUUAACAAAGACUCUCUAUGAUUUGAGUAAAACUCUGGGAAGUAAUAUAGUUCGUGGGGGUCCUCUAAAAGAGCUGGUGAUAGAAAAUUUUGAUGAAGAACAGAUUUGGCAACAACUAGAACUCCAGAACAAUGCAGUUCUUGAUUUCUUCAAGAAAUCCAUUGCAAGGGAUGCCGAGGAUGAAGAUCUUAGCCUUCUCUCAGACCAGGAAGAGGAUAGCUCUGAUGCAGAGACCAGCAGCGACAAGGAACUGGAAGAGAACAUAAUGGAAGCAGAAACCAAACAGAAGAGUGUUCAUACAAAAGAUAAGAUUAAACCUAAAGAAAAGCAAAGUAAACUCGGAGAAAGCGUAAUGCAGAAAUAUAGCGAUGAGGAUUCCGAUAUUGACUUUGAUAUUGAAGCACUAGAGCAACAAACUAAAACAUCCAAGGAAACCACAUUGAAGAAAGUGGGAAGAAAAUCUAUAGUGGAUGAUAAAUUUUUCAAGCUGGCUGAGAUGGAAGCUUUUUUAGAACAUGUAGAGAAGGAAAACAGGGAGGAAGAAGAAGAAGAAGAAGAAGAAAUUAAUUAUUUUGAAGAUGUCAUCUCAGAUGAUGAAGACGAAGAGUCUGAAGAAGAUAAAAUGAAACAAGUUAAAAGUUCUAGAGACUUGACAUACAAAGAUUUCUUUGAUCCGGUUGAUGACAAUGAUUCAGUAGCUAAUGAUGUUGAAGAUGAGCAGGAAGAAGAAGCAGACAGUGCUAUUGAAGAGGAGAAUGAAGAAAGCAUGUCUGAGGUUGAGGAUAUUAAUGAAAUGAUGAUGGAGAAUAUGAGAAGUAAAGAAGCCUCUAAAAAAGUCACUUUUAGUUUGCCAGAUGACAGUGAAACAGAGGAUGUUACUGAUACAAAAUUAGAGAAGGGCAUCGAUCCCAGUGAAAUAAAGUCUUCUUUUGAGAAGAGACAGGAAAAGAUGAGCAAAAAAAUAAAAAGUUUAGAAGAAGAGUUGUUAGAGGAAAAGCCUUGGCAGCUUAAAGGAGAAGUGACUGGACGAAAACGACCUGAAAACAGCCUUUUGGAGGAAACUGUAUUUUUUGACCAUGCGGUCCGAAUGGCACCUGUGAUCACAGAAGAAACUACUUUUCAGCUUGAAGACAUCAUUAAACAGAGAAUAUUGGAUGAGGCAUGGGACGAUGUAGUACCAAAAGAAAAACCAAAAGAGGAGGCUUUUGAAUACAAGAAACGUAUCACUUUGGAUCAUGAAAAGAGUAAACUGAGUCUUGCUGAGAUCUAUGAGCAAGAAUACAUGAAACUUCAACAGCAAAAGACUGAAGAGGAAGAAAAUCCUGAACACAAAGAAAUUCAGGAAAUGAUGGAUUCACUUUUCCUGAAGCUGGAUGCACUUUGUAACUUCCACUUCACACCCAAACCACCUGUGCCAGAAGUUAAAAUCGUUUCGAACCUUCCAGCUAUAAGUAUGGAAGAAGUAGCGCCUGUUGCUGUUAGCGAUGCUGCUCUCUUAGCACCAGAGGAGAUCAAGGAAAAGAACAAAGCUGGUGAUGUAAAAACAGAUGCAGAAAAGACUCCCACAGACAAAAAACGAGAACGAAGAAAGAAAAAACUCCGUAAACGUAUGAAGCAGAAAGAAAGGGAGAAACGUCAAAAGCUUCUUGAAAAGAUGAAACCAGAACAAGGCACAAAACUUAGCAAAAAAGCUGCUGCAGCAAAAUUAAAAAAGCUUACAAAGGAAGGCAAAGCAACUCUGCUCAAGGAUGAAGGUAAAGACAAAGUCUUGAAAUCAUCCCAGGCCUUCUUUUCUCAACUGCAAGAUCAAGUAAAAAUGCAAAUCAAAGAUGCAACCAAAGUAAAGAAGAAACAGAAGCAGCAGAAAGCCCUCUCUGUUCACAAACUGAAAUUGUAAUCUACCUUUUUAUGUAUGUGGGAUAUUGUAUAUAUUAAAACAUUUCUAGAUGAACGCUCAA